GCCCGAACUGCGAGCCGCGGCGGGACCGAGCGCACGCAGGGGCGCGCCGGUGGCCGGGCCGGACGGGCUGCGGAGGCGCCGGUCGCGAGCACGCGAGGCCAAGGGCCAGACGGCCACCGGAGGGCACAGCGCUCCCGGUGCGGGGAGGGACCCGCCACCCGCGGCCCCCCACGCGGGGACAGCGAUGCGGUGCGCCCAAAGGUCCCGGUAGCCUCGGAUCUGCGGCGGUGAUGGAUGAGCCGUGGUGGGAAGGGCGCGUCGCCUCGGACGUCCACUGCACCCUGCGCGAAAAGGAACUGAAGCUGCCUACCUUCCGAGCCCACUCCCCGCUCCUGAAGAGCCGUCGGUUCUUUGUAGACAUUCUGACCCUGCUGAGCAGACACUGCCAUCUGUGCCCCUCAGCCCGGCACCUGGCCAUCUACCUGCUGGACCACUUCAUGGACCAAUACAACAUCACCACCUCCAAACAGCUGUAUACUGUGGCCGUCUCCUGCCUCCUGCUGGCAAGUAAGUUUGAGGACCGGGAAGACCGUGUGCCCAAAUUGGAGCAGAUAAACAGUACGAGGAUCCUGAGCAGCCAAAACUUUUCCCUCACCAAGAAAGAGCUGCUGGCCACAGAACUUCUGCUCCUGGAGGCUUUCAGCUGGGACCUCUGCCUGCCCACACCUGCCCACUUUCUGGACUACUACCUCUUGGCCUCCAUCAGCCAGAAGGACCACCACUGCCACACCUGGCCCACCACCUGCCUCCGAAAGACCAAAGAGUACCUGAAGGAGUAUGCCCACUACUUCCUGGAAGUUACCCUGCAAGAUCAUAUCUUCUACAAAUUCCAGCCUUCUGUGGUCGCUGCAGCCUGUGUUGGGGCCUCCAGGAUCUGCCUUCAGCUUUCUCCCUACUGGACCAGAGACUUGCAGAGGGUCUCCAGCUACUCCCUGGAGCAUCUCAGCACAUGUAUUGAAAUCCUGCUGGUAGCAUAUGACAAUGUCCUCAAGGACGCAGUUACAGCCAAGAGCCAGGCAUUGGCCAUGGUGCCUGGCACAUCACCAGCUCCCACCCAAGUGCUGUUUCAGCCGCCCGCCUACCCUGUGCUCAGCCAACCACCACCAACACUAGCCCAGUUCCAGAGUCCAGCGCAGGACUUGUGCUUGGCUUAUCGGGACUCAUUACAGGCCCAUCGCUCAGGAACCCUGCUCUCAGGAGACACUGGUCCAUCCCUCCACACCCCAUACCCAACCCUCCAACCCUUGGAUAUGUGUCCUGUGCCCGUCCCUGCAUCCCUUAGCAUGCAGAUGGCCAUGGCAGCAGAACCCAGGCACUGUCUUACAGCCACCUAUGGAAGCAGCUACUUCAGCGGGAGCCAUAUGUUCCCCACAGGUUGUUUUGACAGCUAGGCCACAUUUGGAGCACAUGGAGAACCCUGGAAGACCUAGACUGAAGAAGUGAGCACCUAAGAGGGAGAGUUCAGCCAGGUCAGGCAAAGAACCUAGUUCCCUGCAAUAGUGAGGAUCUGUGUGCUUUAAACAAACAACCCAGAGCAAACAUCCAGGGACAUACCUCACCCAACAGCAUCUCUCUGGGAACCUCUUCCACGAGUGCCUGGAGGACAAAGACAUGACUCUGUGGCCAUUCACUCCCUUGAGCUGGGGGAUCCGAUGGAGCACAUCAAACCUGAUGAGAGGCUUGAACAUUGAGGACUGCAUAGAGAUCAGUAGCACAUCUGGACUUUUCAAAGACUACUUUUCACAGCUAUGCCACUGAAAAAGAAGGGGCCGGUGGGCGGUGGAGACACAUGCCUUUCAUCCAAGCACUCGGGAGGCAGAGGC
This is a messenger RNA of Onychomys torridus (southern grasshopper mouse), 1823 nucleotides long. RefSeq names its product cyclin J like (gene Ccnjl). Gene Ontology annotation, molecular function: cyclin-dependent protein serine/threonine kinase regulator activity. The transcript is spliced from 6 exons. The record is from RefSeq and is a predicted model, not a curated record. NCBI's taxonomy places the organism in Eukaryota, Metazoa, Chordata, Mammalia, Rodentia, Cricetidae. The coding region runs from base 231 to 1391 and encodes 386 amino acids. Gene Ontology annotation, cellular component: cyclin-dependent protein kinase holoenzyme complex; nucleus; cytoplasm. Gene Ontology annotation, biological process: regulation of cyclin-dependent protein serine/threonine kinase activity; mitotic cell cycle phase transition.